AUGGAGGUUCAGGCGGCCACCCUACUGAGCACGCUGAAGCGACCGGCAGCAAGCUCAGAGACCAAGCUCGCUGCGCUCAAUGAACUCAAGUCUGCGAUCAAACACUACCGAGUACCAGAGAACGGGCAGGCCACCAUCUUCGAAUGCCUCAAGAUCGCGAUCACCCAGCAAGCCUCUUCCACCCUCGCCAGCUCAGCCUUCUCUGCGCUUAGCCACUUGAUCAAGCGCCUGAAGAUCCAAGAUGCCUCCGGACACUCCAUCACACAGCUUGCGCCUCGAUUGUUCCCAGCGUUGCACGACCGACUGGGUGAUAUGCGCGAACCGGUCCGAAACGCCGCUUCACAAGCAUUGACGGAGCUCUACCCUUUCUGCACGAGUGACGUGGAACACAUUGUCCGGGAGGAAGCCAUCGCUGGGUCGAAUGCGCGCGCGAAGCAGGCGGGCCUGCAGUGGGUGCUUAGGAUGCACAGGGAAGAGUCGAUGCCAUUCAAGAGCUAUACUCAAGCAAUGGUCGCGAGAUUGGAAGACGCGGACGGCAAUGUUAGGGAAACCGCAAAGCAAACAAUCAUCGAGCUAUUCACCAAUGCGCCUGACGGAGCCAAAGCCGAUCUGAGGAAGCAGAUGAAGGCGUUCUCCGUCCGACAUUCUAUCGAGAGCCAAGUCCUCGCACACAUUGGCCCUGGAGGAAGCUCGAACGCUUCGUCGCGACCUCAGACAGCUGGGCAACAAGCGGAAGCAGACAUGACCGCCUCUACGCGAUCGCUACCCACGCUAGACCACGUCGCUCACUUCGCCGAGACUAUCAACAGCGAGGAAGCCAAGCCCCCUCCUCCUGAAACGGUCCCAAUGGAUCCGAUCUAUGUUCAAUCAAAAUCCGAAUUAGAUGAGACGUUCCGGAACAUGCUGCCCUACUUCGAAGGCAAAGAGACUGAGCAGAACUGGACGCCUCGCGACAAGUCGGUGCUCAAGCUCCGGCGCAUGACGAAGGGCAACGCGCCUAGCGAGUUCCAUCAGGUCUACAUGGCUGGCAUCAAAAGCAUGGUGGACGGCAUCCUGAAAGUGGCAAACUCGCUACGGACUACCAUGUCCUCCAAUGGGUGUCUACUGGUACAAGAACUCGCGCGUACGCUUGGGCCGGCUCUAGAUCCACAUGUUGAAGUGCUCCUUCAGUCGUUCAUCAAAAUGACUGCAGCGACCAAGCACAUCGCCUCUGAAAAUGGCAAGACGACCUCUGAUGCCAUCUUCGAGCACUGCUCCUAUCACAGGCGAAUGAUGGAGCACAUCUGGAACGCGGCUCAGGACAAGAACGCGCAGGUCCGGCAGUGUUCAUCUACUUGGUUGAAGACAGUUCUUAGACGGCAGGCCGGUUACAAGCAUCACUUCGACACAUCCGGUGGUCUCGAGCUUGCUGAGAAGUGCAUCAAAAAGGGACUCGAUGAUGCGAAUCCGAAGGUCAAGGAGAACACGAGAGCCACAUACUGGACGUUUGCAAAGACUUGGCCAGAGAAGGCCAAUGCCAUCUCGUCUACCCUGGAUGCGAAGUCGAAGACGGCUCUCGAUAAGGAUUCCAACAAUCCGAACGCUGCCUUACAUACCUCGCAAACAGCGAAAGCAGCACCGGCCGCCCGUACCACAGGAGCAGCGAGCAGGAACGCACUUAGAGAAAUGAUGGCAGAGCAGCGGAAGGCCAAAGCAGCCGGCAAGCUUCCAGAUCGACCAGUCUCUGCCAUGGCGCAGCUGUCGCCAGCCAAGCCUAGGUCGACUACCACGACCACUCGAGGGCCAUCUAACCUCUCCGGAUCUACAAGAGCUGAGACUAGAGUGGCGUCCACCGCUUCCACAGCCUCAAGCACGCCGUCUGGUCCAGAUGCCACACAGAAGAAGGGUAGCUCUCUCAUGUCAGGUCCUGUUCGGCGGCCGCGAAGACCAGAAUUGCAGAGGCCGCAAACAGCAGAUCCGUAUGCAUCAAAGCGAUUGCUGCGACCUGAGACGCCAGCGACCGCCAGUCCUUCCAACAGCCCACCAAAAGGAACUGCCGGUUCCAAGACGUCUAUCCCUUCGUCGAGCGCGGCCAGGAAUCGGGCCAAAACAGCUGGCACUGGUGCUGGGAGUCCAUCUGCAAGCUCUGCUAAGCGCAGUCCAAAGCCAGGCCACGUUGCGCCAGAAUCCAGACCUGCGAGCAAAGGCAGUGAAGUCGAUUUCAGAGAAGAUGAUCUCACCAUGGUGAUGCCUAAGAGCGCAGCGAGUCUGAACAAGCCUCCUUUCGCGCACGGCCACAAGCGACCAGCUUUAGGCCAGACGAUGUCUGUCGAUGCAGGGAUGCAGCACAUGGGGGAGGAUGAAGGAUUCACGAUGGUUAUACCCAACCUCCAGCGAGCCAAGUCACCUUUGGCAUACCGGAGUCCGCUCAAGGCGAUGUUCGAAGAGGCGCGCGAGAAGGUGGAGGGCAUGUCGCCGAAGCAGGGGCAACAGGGUGCUGGGCCGACGCCUGCAGAAAAGCCUGCCACCCCAAGAAGCGCCAGUCCAGCCAAGCAAGCGCCGCCAGAAGAGGUUCACAUCUACGAAGAUCCAUUCACAGGAGACUCCGCCGAAGCGCCAUCCGCAGGCGAAAGGCAGGUCCUAGGCGAGCUUCCAGUGAACGAGAACGUGCGGAUGCAGAGUCCCACCCAGAGCAACGGCUCGAGCAACAGCCCAGCCGGCAGCCCUCGUCAGAUUCCCGCUCCUUCUUCACCUUCCAUUCCGACCACACAGGAUCGCGCAGAGGUUGUUCGCAACAAGCGACUGCUCGGCUCGGGCAUCGAUCGCAUCCGGACUAAGAAUCUGGACGCGCAUGGGUUCCGGCGAGUACAGGAUCUUGCGAAGAGCAACCUCGACAUCUGGGAAGGCGGGAAGAAGUACGAUGAGCUGAUGGCAGUGCUCCUGGAGUACCUCACAACCUUCGACCAAGAGCCGAAACUCACCCAACAAGCGCCUCACAAGGCGGCAGGUCUGAAAUCGCAGGCUCUCGGCUUGGUGCGAGCGCUACUGUACCUUCACAAGAAAAGCGCAGCCGUGUGGCACGCCAAAACUCUCGUCGGCGUCCUCGCCUGCCGGAAGAGCAUCGACGCAAGCAGCCACGCCCUCACCGACCUCGACCGCACCGCCGACGAGAUCCUCAAAUCCGCCGCCCCGGCUCCCUGCAUUGACGCCAUCCUCUCCUACCUCCCCACCUUAUCUCCUAAUCCUUCUUCCAGUCGCUCGACUUCCUUCGCCCUCACUCUUCUCCGCCAACUCCUCGACAGCGCCAAAGCCCGCAACGUCGACCUCGGCUCUGAGCGGAAGAUCAGCUUGGUGCAGACGACGGCGAAGCAUUUGGACGAUGCGGACGCGGAGGUGCGGAAGGCGGAUGUGGAACUGGCGAGCGAGUUGUUUGAGCUGUUUGGGAGUAGUAAGGGGGAGUUUUGGGCGGAGUUCAAGGGGACGGAUGAGGGGAGGUUGGGGCUGUUGACUUAUUACAUUGCGAGAAGAGGGAGGGGCAGAGCGUAG
Molecule: messenger RNA, 3525 nt
Organism: Saxophila tyrrhenica
Lineage: Eukaryota; Fungi; Ascomycota; Dothideomycetes; Mycosphaerellales; Extremaceae
Gene: STU1
Product: suppressor of tub2 mutation
Exons: 1
Coding region: 1-3525 (1174 amino acids)
Biological process (GO): microtubule cytoskeleton organization
Cellular component (GO): cytoplasmic microtubule
Molecular function (GO): microtubule binding
Source: RefSeq, a predicted model, not a curated record